CUACGUUCCACAGGAGUCCUUGGGUCUUGUCCUUUCACUUCAUCUCACUCUCACCGUGCCAAGCACUAUGGCGCCCCUAUCUACGUUCCCACUUCCUCUCCGACCAAGUGGGCCGCCCGCUGGAUAUGAUUGGGAAGAACGCGAUAUGGAGUGGCCAUUAUCGGCGACUACUGCAUUCAACACCGGGAUAGACAGGCGGGACACGUUCCUUGGUCAGCGUCGAUGUGUCGUCUGUGGGGAGCGCGGUGCUCCAGUCCAGCGUUGUCACAUUUCGAGGGAUUCAGAUCCGCAACUUGUUUUCCAUCGACCUAAGUAAGGCUUCUGUUAAUAGACUUAUGAUCAACAAUCAGAGUAUCGCACACGCCAGUGCCAAAGCUGGAACAAUCUGGCUCGAGCAAGACACCAAUCGCAACUUA
Molecule: messenger RNA, 416 nt
Organism: Suillus subalutaceus
Lineage: Eukaryota; Fungi; Basidiomycota; Agaricomycetes; Boletales; Suillaceae
Exons: 1
Coding region: 68-316 (82 amino acids)
Source: RefSeq, a predicted model, not a curated record